UGGAACUUCCAGCCUUUCUCUCGAUGAGUGGUUGGAAGAAGUACAAGCCUGCAGUAGGGCCAGACAUUUGUCUCGGUCAGAACAGGCUUUUUUUAUGUUUGAUCACCUGGAAGGGGAAGCGCUUGCAGAGAUCAAGUUCCGGCCCAGUGCAGAAAGAUCUGACCCAGUGAAAAUAAUCUCUGUGUUGCAAGAACUGUAUGGAUGCUCACAGUCUUAUGUUUCGUUACAGGAGGCCUUUUUCUCAAGAAAACAGCAGGAUGGGGAGAGUUUGUUGGAGUUUUCUUUGGCACUGAUGAGUCUGAUGGAGAGGGUGAAACAGCAGUCACCGUAUCUGAUGACCAAUGCAGAAUCACUGUUGAGGGAUCAGUUCGCCGAACACGUGUUGGACAGCUCGUUGCGCCGUGAGUUGAAAAAAAUGGGUUAGGGGCCUAUCUAGAGUCUACCUUGUUGGAAGUUAGGAGGGAGGCCAUGAGGUGGGAACAGGAAGGCCUGCAGGGUGGCACUAGAGGCCGGAGUAGCUCCGCGCCUUCAAUAAUAGGUAUGCAGUAUGGAGUGCAGGGUGGCUCCCAGCAGAUGGCACAUGCUCACCCCACUUCUGAACUUUGCCAGUUAAAAGAUCUAAUUAGAACACAACAAGAGCAGCUAAACGAACUCUCAAAGAAUGUCAGCCUUUUGC
Oryzias melastigma (Indian medaka) is the source of this 676-nucleotide messenger RNA. RefSeq lists its product as uncharacterized. The record is from RefSeq and is a predicted model, not a curated record. NCBI's taxonomy places the organism in Eukaryota, Metazoa, Chordata, Actinopteri, Beloniformes, Adrianichthyidae.